CUUCUCCAGGCCCCGUUGGGUAUCUGACUCGACCUACAUCCUCCUUCGACCCAAUUUUUAGGACAUAUCCCGUCCCACCCGAGAAUGAGCCGGAAGCUCGCCCCCGAAGCCAAUCGGAUUCUCUUUGUAAAGAACCUCAACUACAACGUCACCGCGGAGCAACUCUUUGACCUCUUCGGCAAAUUCGGACCCAUCCGUCAAAUACGUCAGGGAAUCGCGAACAACUCCAAGGGCACUGCCUUUGUUGUCUACGAAGACGUGCACGACGCCAAACAGGCAUGCGAUAAACUCAAUGGCUUCAACUUCCAGAACAGAUAUCUCGUCGUUCUAUAUCACCAGCCCGAGAAAAUGCUUAGGUCGAAAGAGGACCUGGCGGAAAGGCAAGAGAAUUUGGAGCGUCUCAAACAGCAACAUGGAAUAGAAUGACGUGAUGAUGGCUUUUGCUCGCUUUCUCUGCAUGCCCUUUGCCGGCAUCUGGCUGCGUAUUAUCCUGGGUUGGUCGUGGGGUUUCUGGCGUUUUCCUCCUAUGGGUUUCAUGGGUCUUAUUCAUUCAUGGGUAUGAAAGGGUUGCCGGCGGGUUGAAUGACACCCUGGCUUUGUCCAGGGAGAUGUUACAGAAUGGGAUAUUUCAGGCUGGGUUGACCCCCGUGCCCCGGUUAGUCAUGGCUACCAAUAUAAUCAUUUCGAUCGCCGGCCACUCUCGGCUGUGCACCCCUAUGAGAC
Molecule: messenger RNA, 723 nt
Organism: Aspergillus heteromorphus CBS 117.55
Lineage: Eukaryota; Fungi; Ascomycota; Eurotiomycetes; Eurotiales; Aspergillaceae
Product: putative pre-mRNA branch site protein p14
Exons: 5
Coding region: 85-426 (113 amino acids)
Cellular component (GO): nucleus; cytoplasm; ribonucleoprotein complex
Molecular function (GO): mRNA binding
Source: RefSeq, a predicted model, not a curated record